AUGGCACGCAAAGUCCAAGCUGCAGCUGUCCACGCCGCUCCGGUGUUUAUGGAUAAGGCUGCUACCCUCACCAAGGUAGUUCAGCUCAUAAAGUACGCCAAAGCGCAAGAUAUCAAACUUCUCGCGUUUCCAGAGACAUUCGUCCCAGGCUACCCUUACUUUAUCGAGUGCUAUCCGCCGAUAAAACAGGUUGGUGCGCUCGUUGCCUAUGGAGAGCAGAGUGUGGUUGUGAAAGACGACCUCCACGAGGUGCAGGCAGCUUGCCGUGAAGCGGAGAUAUCUAUCUGUCUGGGCAUCUCUGAGCGCGUUCCUAAUGGAUACACGCUUUUCAACAGCCAAGUAUACAUCGAUGCUAAAGGCGAUAUCAAGGGAGUACAUCGCAAAUUACAACCGACAUACGUGGAGCGCAUGGUCUGGGCCCAAGGCGGAGGACACACUUUGCGAACUUAUGAUUCGCUUGGCGACUUCAAGAUCGGCGGCUUAUGCUGCUGGGAAAAUACGAUGCCCCUUGCGCGACAAGCACUCACACUCGAUGGCGAAGAAAUCCAUGUUGGCGCGUGGCCCGCUUUGAACACAAUGGCAGGCUUCGAGAGUUCUGCCAACGCGCAAAUUGAGGCCCUGAUGAAAAGUCAUGCCCUAACGGGCCAGACUUUUGUUAUUUGCUCCUCUAAUUAUGUGGACGAUUCAUGCUUGAAUUGGAUGAAGGAGAAUCUUGGUGAGCAGGACAGCGUUAAAGCUGGGGGAGGUUGGUCCGCUAUCAUUCACCCCUUCUGCAGUUUUCUUGCUGGACCUCAUGAGGGAGCUGUCGAGAAGCUUGUGAGCGCUGAACUAAAUUUAGCAGACUUGGCUCAGGUUAAAGUGUUCAUAGACUUGAGCGGCCAUUACAGGCGACCGGAGGUUUUCGACUUCCGAGUGAAACGAAGGCCACUUUGGGCUGACGACAUGGAUUGUGCUGUGUGGCCUUCUAAGGAAGGUGACCAGAUGAAGCAUAAAACAGAAACUGUCUAUGAUGAUGAGGAUACGAAGAUAUAA
This is a messenger RNA of Paecilomyces variotii, 1032 nucleotides long. Its product is annotated as carbon-nitrogen hydrolase. Lineage: Eukaryota; Fungi; Ascomycota; Eurotiomycetes; Eurotiales; Thermoascaceae. Gene Ontology annotation, molecular function: catalytic activity. The transcript is spliced from 2 exons. The record is from RefSeq and is a predicted model, not a curated record. The coding region runs from base 1 to 1032 and encodes 343 amino acids.